Molecule: messenger RNA, 1391 nt
Organism: Fragaria vesca subsp. vesca
Lineage: Eukaryota; Viridiplantae; Streptophyta; Magnoliopsida; Rosales; Rosaceae
Exons: 7
Coding region: 117-1391 (424 amino acids)
Biological process (GO): protein ubiquitination
Cellular component (GO): membrane
Molecular function (GO): zinc ion binding; ubiquitin-protein transferase activity
Source: RefSeq, a predicted model, not a curated record
ACACCAUCUCUUGUGAGCCAGCGGAUUUUCAUUACAAGCUCAUAGAUUGGAAACGGCUUUCUUGCAGUGAUAAAUCAGAGGUCUCCGUCGACUUUGCUGAAGUAGAUUCAGAAGAAAUGACAGACGACAUGGAAAUCAAGCUCAUGUUGGAGGAGUCACUCAUCUCCAGCUCUUGCACUGAAUGCCGGAUAUGCCAGGUCGAGGACUCCGUUAACGAAAUGGAGGCUCCUUGCCGGUGCAACGGCACCCUCACGUUUGCCCACCGAGAUUGUAUCCAGCAAUGGAUCAACUUGAGUUACAAGGCCACUUGCGAAAUUUGUAAGCAGCCGUAUGAGGGUGGCUACAGAAUACCGGUACCGCCGCCAACACCACCACCACGGCAGCCUACCAGGAGGGAGGCCCUGGACGCUAUAAGGGCUAGAAGGGCUCAUGUGGUAGUAGACGCAGAGGUAUAUCAGGCUAGACUAAAUGCGGCUAAUAGUUCCAUUUUAGGUCGAAGUCUUGGAUGCCGCAUUGCUCCAGUCCUUCUAUCGAUUUUCUUUUGUGUUCUUCCAGUUCCUAUGGUUGAAUCUAUGGCGGAAGAUGUUCUCCGAUUCGGAGAUGGUUUGAGGGAUCGAUUAUCUGAAUUUGCACCUGGAGAUCUGUUUGUUGGGCUCUCUCUGUUUGAAACUGGUAUGGGAGCUUUUACUGAGCAUUGGAUUUGGUCAGAUCGUUUGUUUGGUUGUUCCGGCCAUCAUAAAGACGCGCCGAUCUACUAUGGUCAGCAAAGAGCUGCGACUGUGGUUUCCUCCUUGCUGAUGCGAGGGACUCGGGAUGGUUUGGACUCGCCUGCAGCAGGUCCAGCAUGGUCAGCUCUCCUCAGAGAAAACAACUGGGCCGGCAUCCUGGACCCGCUGGACGUCCACCUCCGAACCCUGAUCCUCCGCUGCAGCGACUUCUGCCAAGGCACCUACGAAACCUUCAACAACGAUGCCAACUCCAAGUAUGCCGGGUCCAGCCGCUACGGCCACGCCAACUUCUUCGACAAAGUCAUGCUCCAAGACGCCGCCAACUACGAGAUCGCCUCCUUCCUCUACGCCACCGCACAAGUUAGCGUCCCGGAGGCCUUCCUCCUCCACUCCAUGUCUCGCGAGUCGUGGGACCGCGAGUCUAACUGGAUCGGCUACGUCGCAGUCACCACUGACCAGUACAGCAAGUCCAUCGGCCGCCGCGAAAUCUACGUCGCCUGGCGCGGCACCACCCGCAACUACGAGUGGAUCAAUGUGCUGGGCGCCGAGCUCGUAUCAGCCGAGCAACUGCUCAGGCCAGAGAACAACAACACAGUAAACAAGACCAACUCCUCCACGAAUGAGCUGCUUCCGACGUCCAUGUCCGAUCGCCACCGAGGUUGA